UCCAAUGAUGCCGAUGAUGAACCAACAACAGAGCAACAAGGUCAAAAUUUCUCGUUCAGAACUCUGGAACCAAAAACGUGCCAAAUUUCUGGAACAACACGGCGGGUCGUCGUCAAGCAGUACCUCAAAUAAUCAUGUAGUUAAGGCUUACCCUAAUGCAUCUCCGGAAGCUGCAUAAGUACCCAAGAGGCUUCUCAAGGGGAAUAGGCACCUAGGAUCAUGCGUCUCGGGAUGGAUUAUGGUGAGCUCUAACGUAGCUCCUGCUACUGCACCUCCACAGCAUCAACAAGGAGAGCAGUUUGGGAACGGUGAUAUGAUCCGCAAUCUGGCUGCUCAGGAAGUGGUUUAUCCACCUAUGGACCACCGUGGUCCACCUAUGGACCACCAUGCACCACCUGCUCCGCCACAAGCGCCGCAAAAAUCAGAACUAGAUGUCCUGCAUGAGCUCGGUGACCGAAAAUUUGGAAAAGGAAAGAGGACAACAAGACCAGGACAGCAAGUACAGCAAGUACACGAACAUCAAGGAAAUCCAAACCAGCGCGGAGCAGGAGGUGGUGGUCCUUUUGGUUCCGUGGUGCCUGGAAUUGCUAUCAACGGGAAUUCAGCUUCGGAGCAGCAUCGACAGCACCAGCACAUUUAUCCUGAAAGAGAAGACCACGAAGAUGAUGAAUAUCGGAGGAAACCGUCUAGAGAUCGUGCCGCAGGUCAGAGAAGGGGCAAUCAAGAUCAAAAUUACGACCAAGAUCGAACACCUCCACCGCCAAGACGAGAUCUAGAUCAAGAAGGACAGCAGCUUCAUCGAGAUGAACAAAAGAUGAAGAAGCCGAGUAGAACUCCUCAACAACCUCCCGUCUCAGCACGUGGAGGUGGUGGUUUGCUUGACCUUGGUGCAACCUAUGAGCAGAAGAAACUCGCUCUACGGAAGCAACAGCAAGCAGAGAUGCGAGCCGAGAUGCAGGAACGGCAAAAAAGCACUGGAAAACAGCAAGGUCCUGGACCUGGAGCUCAUUUAAGGAAAAAACACAGACAGCUAUCACACUCUCCAGAACGAACGCCGCGUGGAGCCUGGAGCCCAGUAGGGAACAGAAGCAAUGCCAGUAUCUCGAAUUCAGCGGCUUUUUCUCCUGACAAUCAGGACCAGUACUUUGAUGGCGGUGGAGGUGGUCGAGGGAGGCAAAGGCACCUACAAGAAAACAGGAAUGCCUACUACAAGAACGAAAAUGAUGAACGAGAUGAUGCUCGUCGGAAUACGUCGAACAAUAAACAACACCAUCAAAAGAGAAGUCAUUAUACAACAGGAGGUGGCCAACAUCGUCACCAAGAAGAUCCUCGUUCUCCUAACAACCUCGACCACGGCGAUGAAGUUAAGGGUUUCCGAAUUACAUCCCUCACUACCAUCCUUGGCUCCUUUUCAAGGGCGAAAUAGGUCAAGGAUGUUCUGAAGAAUGCAAUUCGGCAACCUCUAAGGAAGAUGAUGCUGAUGACUUCGCUGGUGGCAACAUGUUUGACGUAUUGGGGCAAAAGCAGAAAGCCAAGGAGGAGAAGUUGCGCAGACAACAAAGAGAGGAAAUGCGACGGGCAAUGCGAGCUGAGAGCGAAGCGUCUCCUCUAAAGUCGGCUCGUAGUCGGAAUCGGAUGAAGCAGGAGAGAGCAAGACAGAAAAACAAGGAUGAUGGGUUUUAUGGGCGAAAGGAAUAACUACAAGGAUUUGAUAUUCCCACGUGACGUCUCUAGAUUGCAGGGUAGAUGAUCAUGAUGAGCAAACAUGAUAAAAUUUUUUUUUCUACUAGUUCAUCUGCAUCUCUGUAUCAAUUUAUAAAUUCAAUGUAACCAAGUACUACACGCUGACGCUCAAUCUCAUCUUCUAGUUCUAACCCCUCUUCGACAAUCUUGGUGAUGCUGCACGCGAGCGGCAUGAGAGGGCGCUGAGAGAGCAGAGGAAAGACUUCCAGCAGUGGGUCCGAGACGAAGGAAAUCAACGUGGCAGCCGAAGUCCACCACGCAGUCCAGAAUUGUGGCGAGAUCGAGGAAAGUCAGUGGAAGAGGACGAAUUAGUCGGAGGAGGAAACUUAGCCAUUGGCGGAGAAGAUGCCGAUAUUAUGACUCAUGAUCAUCUGUUGUGCGCAUUAAGAACACGAUAAUGGAAAAAAUUUUGUAGACGGAGUAGGAGUGGUCACAUUUUUGUCUUUGGCAACACAAGUUGCGUUGCUUCUAUCGCGCUCGCGGGGUGUCGUCUACAACUUUAAUUGUCCUUGUUCACUUCUAAUCCAUGCAAGAAGCGGCGCGAACUCCAGAAGCACCGAAUGGAGAAGUACGCGCGGGAACUUAGCGAGCAACAGGAUGCCAUAGCCAGACGAAAAGAGCGGGAGAAGCGUCAAAAAGGCGAGCCAGAAUGGUGGGAGAAGCGACAAGGAGGCGCUCCAGCAGGAGCAGUGGGGCCAAUCACAAGUCCAGAAAAGAGCGCGCGAGAGCGUCGAAGGCAAGUGGACGUGGACUAUGGAGAAGAACUACAGCAGCAGAUAGCAGACAAGCAAAAACGCUUAGCUGAAGAAGAACGACGCAGAAAGCAACCAGAGUGGUGGGAGCAAGGUGGCGCUGGCGGAGCUGGUUUAGGUAAUAUCGGAGGGGGAGGCAAAGGUGGGGAUGAUGGACGUGGAGCUGGACGAGGAAGGAGUGGAAGAGCGCGGGUCAAUCUGGACGUUCCUCCUGAAAGCCUACAGCACAAUAGAAGUGUGUCUCCAGAAGUGAGUAGGAAUAUCAGCACGCCUCCACUUCAUCAAGCAACUGCUUUACAGCCUGCUUUCGUAUACGGAGAUACUGAUGUAGGAUCUGCACCCGGUGGACGAGGAUUUCCACCAGGUCCAAAUCAAGACUCAAGUACAUCACAAAGCACUGGAUCUGCCUUUGACAAGGUCAAGGCCGCACCACCACCCGCAGCCUUUGGAAGCAUGGACCGAGGCAGUGGUGCGAAACAAGACAGAGCAGCUAUGUUGGAAGCUAGAAGAAACAGACGCUUAGGUGGACCACCUGGACAACUAGCAGACUCAUCUAGUAUGUCGAAUCAGCCAACAUCAAGCGGACCAGCACAGCCUCUUCCUGUCCAUCAUGAGACCUCCUUCCUUGGAGGAGGUGAUGAAGGAGAAACAAUGGGUAACGAACAAUUAGUACCAAGCUACAACGACACGAUGGAUAAUCCGUAUAUUAGAGUGAGGAAUAACGAUCUCUUGUGGGGUGAUCCACCAUUUGUUAGUACAUUUGGGGCACCAGGAACAGGAGGUGGAGGUCUACUGUUAAACAAUAACAAUGUUGGUGACGCCGUUGACCCAUUAUCUUCAGCAGCUUCUCCAAUGUCACCGACUGGUCCAGAGGAUGGGUCAACAUCAGGGGCUUCUCCUCCUGGAGGAUCUUCAGAUCCUCGUUUUACCAACAUCAACGUAAACCAACCAGCUCCAAGUCCAACGAAUAUUACGAUACAACAAGGAGGAGGUGCAGCAGCGGCUAAGGGUUGUUCAUCUUCCGGAUCCGGACAGCGAGGUGGAGAUGACAAGAACAAGGCUUUCUUGGAGAAGAUUUUCACAGACCAGCAGAAAUGCGCUAACGAUCUGUUGUCAGAGCAAACGCGCAUGUUCGCUAACCAGAUGCAGAAGGAGUGCGAAAGGCUUCGUGAUGAGAAGGAAGACGCACUAAAGGAUCUGUUUGAGAUGAAGGACAAACUCCUGUUGCAAAAAGAACGCGAAUUACGCUUGAUGGAGAACCAAUUGCGACUUCAGAGAGGCGAACCACCUCUGCCUCUGCCAGUAGAAGUCGUUGCUGGAGGUGGUGGUGGGGGGUUACAGCCACGACAGUCAGGAGAGCUGCAGGAUCCUGUGACCACUGCAGUAAGUCACUUACCAAGACGUACCGGAAGUCGAUCUCCAGAACGUCCUCGCAUCUACUCCUCGCACUUGGAAUUGCCUGAGUUUGAAGGAGUGACGCGGAGGAGUGGAGAGGCGUUUUCUCCUAGUGCUGAUAAGGGUCAAAAGUUGCUCGAUAGCGGUUUGCUGGAAGAUAGUAGUGGUCGUGGUGGUGCUGUUGUAAGGAGUAGUACUGUAGUUCGCGAUCCAGGAGGUGGAGUCGCACAGACCCCUGACUUUGACGGUGCUAGUGGAGUGGUAGGAAGCAGUAGUAUAAUUGGCAAACCUAUAGUACCUAACAACAUGAACAAUAUGCUCCUCAACAAUAGUGCUGGACAGCUACUCCCAGACCCUUCAGGUGGAGAUUAUCGACCUAUCACUCCUGCUGUCCGACAGUCUUUGCAAUUUGAUGAAUCACUCGGCUCUCACAUGGAGGCAUCGAUGAAGGCUGAAUCCAAACUCGUUCGUCCCAACGAGAACUAUCCUCCUCUACUUGGCGAAACCUUUGUCGGAGCGGGUGGAGGUACAGGAGGACCUGUGGGUGGAGCAACUGACAACUCGGGUCCCUCCAAUGUUUUACCCGGUGCUAGUCUAUUUCUUGAAGGUCGUGGUCCCGCUUCUGGCCGCCUUGGCGGUGUCGUGGGUGCUUCUCCUUCUAUGCAAACGAAAGAUGCUUCGCGGGAGUCGAUUGUGAGAGGGUCUGCUGUUGCAGAAGCAGAACAAGGUGGUACUAUUGCACCGGGCUUUUUGGCCUCGUCGGAGGCUGGAGAUGCGUCGCCGGUACAAAUCGUAGCAGGAGCGCGAAACAGAACAUCCAUAGACCUUACUAGUAGAGGAGACCCUCUUCUAGCAGCUUCGACGCGUUCAUCUUUGGGGAACAACAUAAACGUUCCUCAACAACUGAUGGACAGCCGUACAGGUUUACCUGUUGUGCUUGAGAGCUUACAACGUUCCGCGGACGACUUCAUUUCUGCCGACGGCCGACGACUGUCUGUUGCGGACUUGCUGAGAGACGGCGGCGAAGUCUUAGACACAGAGGGAAGGCAUAUACCAGUCGAGGCAGCUCCAGUUGAUGUGGUCGUAGGUCCCCGUGCAAUCGCCACUGCUAGCACAGACACUUCAGGAGGCGACAUGUUUUUCGAGGACAUCAAUGGUAAUGUUGUUGCAGCACGCAACUUGCGGAUCAACAACGACGGCUUUUUCGUCGCCGCCAGAACGGGAGGACCUGUUCAUGGCGCAGAACUGAGUCGAUGGGGCGGUGAAGUCUUGGACCUUCAUGGACGACCAAGAAAGAUCAAGGGACGCGAGCAGACCUCUUAUGCGGAUGACGAAGGCCGCGGAGUGCCUCUUGCGGUGCUGCAGAGGAGUGGAACGGAUUUCGUUUCCGCCUUCAGCGAAGCGCCGAUCUCAGCUCGAGACUUGAAACGGACUGGAGGACUAGUUUUGGAUGUCAAGGGCGACGCAGUGCAAGUGAGACCGAUAGCACUUAGUGCGGCAGGAACGUUUGAGGAAGAACGCGGAGUACCUCUAGAUCCUCACAAGAGAUCUUCUACAACUUUUGGUCUAGCUCCUCUAGCCAACGCCUCCGAAGUAACUGCUGCAUUGCAGAACGACCCGUCUGUGCUAGAUUUGCGUUUCGUCGAUACGAAAACGAAGGCGGUGAUAAAACCGGAAACUUUGCUGCUAAAUCGUGGUGUCGCUUCGAGCAGUCGUGUUGAUGCAGCUGUCUUUUCUGGCGAACCUACUUCUCCGACCUUAGCAGCUUCCUCCAACGAUGAAAAAGGAAAGCUAACUGCAACCGCAGUUGAUGGCACUUCAGUGCCGUUAGCUGAGCUCUCACUUUAUGGUGGCACUGUGCGAUCCGUGGAUCCGUCACGUCCUAAUGUUGCUGUUGCUGGUGAAGUAAAAGCUUGGCCGAUUUUUACGAGUAAUGAUGCAUCUGAACAACCAGCAAGCAUCAACCCUUUGGGCGCGAACUCGUUGCAGAGGCUAGGGUCUCAUUUCGUUGGAACUGACGGUUCGCACGUUAGCGGUGAUGACUUAGUUGAAUUCGGUGGAGAUGUGCUCAAAACGGAUGGAACUAGUGUCACCAUCGCCCCUGUCGAUGCGAUCACACGUGCCUCGAUCGACGUGGAACAAGGAGGCGAGUUCUCAACGCUUUUGAAGAGGGCAAAUGAAAUUGUGGCAGCUCGCGCAGCAAGUAAGACCAGCGCCGUGGAAGCUCGAGGCGGAAUCAAGGAUCCAUCUUCUUCCAUUACUCAACAUCCCACAAGCAUCCUCGACGUUCUAGCUCCCGAAGAUCUCACCUCAUUAAAACGUCGCGGUACCGAUUUCGUAGCUCCGGAUGGUUCUUCCGUUCCAGCAUCGCUUCUAGCAGCUUUUGGCGGCGAAGUCGCUUCUCGAAGAACAGAAGGCACCCCGAACCCGAAGCCAAUACAGGCGAGACCUCCUAAACGGCUCAACCCUGACGGAAAAAGCAAACGUGCAAAGCUGAAGACAGUGGACGGAUACUCUAUUCCGCUGGAAGAGCUGGCCCGUAGAGGCGCGGAUCUUGUCGCGAUUGACGGCUCUGCUUGUCCAGUAGUCGAGGUUUUAGCAUUUGGGGGUGCGGUUUUGGACACAGCAGGAGACGCGGUUACGCUUGUGGCGGAUCCAACGCAGAUUCCGGCUGAAGUGACUACUACUAGUUGUAUCUUGGACGAGAAGAGUAGAAGUCGUGGUCCUUCAGCAUCAUCUUUGCCAUCGCCGUCGUCAGCGCGCUAUCAAGUCCCAUCUGCCAUCGUGCUUGCUGCCGAAUCCCAGCUUGAGGAUGCAGUGACCGCACGGCCAAUAGCAUUGACCGAACUGGCGAGAGUUGGGCCAAACUUUGUAAGCGCCUUUGGCCGCAGUGUCGUUUCAGCCGCAGAACUGCUACAGUAUGGUGGUGAAGUGUUGGACACGGAUGGAAAGCCUGUUUUAGUAAAAGCCGUGCGGCCGGUUCAACAUAGGAAGAAGAUUACUACAUCAUCUUCUGGCAUUGUAGUUGAUCAACCGCAGGCAACAGCCUUGAUUAUGCUGAAGAUCGAAGAUUGUGACUUCCGUCUCUUGCAGCACGAACGCGUAGAAGUUCCACUCGCUCAGUUGCAACGCAGAGGAACGGGCUUCGUUGCGGCUGACGGGACAGGUGCAAGCGUUCCAGCGGCCGGCGUUGCUAGAUUUGGUGGAGCACUACUGGAUACCGAAGGACGAACUGUUCUCGCUCUGCCGAGUCGAACGGGAACCGAACAUGGCCUAGACGAGGAUGGAACAACACUCCGAAAAUUCUCUUUCGCCAACCGACCUUUGCGCCGUCUCAGUAACGGGAAGCCUGUUGCUGUAGAAACCUUGCAGCGUGCUGGUGCGGACUUCAUUGCUGCAGAUGGAUCACGUGUGCCACCUGCGGAUCUCGCUGCUUUUGGCGGGCAAGUGCUAGACGAGGCGGGCAGCGUGGUGGAAGUCUUGAGUUCCCAAGAAGACCUUGAUGAACUUCUUGAGGGUGAAGAUGAUGAUCAUGAUUCCGAUCACGAAGGUGGUCCAAGGAGGAUCGACAGUAAGUCCUCUCGAGGUACAGUUGAGUCUUCUUUGAUGGAUACGGGAGGUGAAGGAAUGGGAAUCUUCUCUGCCACUUCAAAGCUGAGAAGGAAGCCAAGAAACACUUCGUCGAAAGUACCACAUUCCAAACCGGAAGUCGAACUUAUCGAUGCCAGAACGGGAGAAGCUUUGCCCUUUCGUUCAUUGCAACGAAGUGGGGCAGGAUUCGUGGCCGCUGAUGGGACCUUCGUGGCAACAAGAGACCUCGCUCGAUUCGGCGGAGAGGUGCUUGAUGUGGGUGGUCGUAAAGUACGCCUCCAAGCAUCGGCAGCUGAUUUUAUGAAACAAUCUGCAACAGUAACCAAGUCUCCUAGUACAGAACAACAAGUAGUAGUACCAAUAGCAUCACUAAAGCGAGUCGGAGCAGACUUUGUCUCCGUCGACGGCAAGAGAGUCGGAGGUGCGGAUCUCGUCGAGUUCGGAGGUGAGGUCCUUGUGGACAAGCCAAUGCCUGGUGAAGCUACUUCUUUCGUGGUUCGUCCUGCUGGGAGGGCGGCUGAUGCGCCAGUGUUUCAGAUCGUUGUGCGAGGAGAUGAACCGAGAAGUGCUACACAGCCCUCAGGUGCGCAGACGAGCAGCAAAAACAAAACAAAGUUGCUUUCACUUCAAGACCUCCAACGAAGCGGUCCAGAUUUUGUCGCUCCUGUGUCGAAAGAUGCAAUCUCCGCAAAGGAUCUGAUACGCUUUGGAGGUGAAGUUUUGACUUUGGAGAGCGAGUCCGUUCUCGUCAAACCCUUAACCGGUAUUGCAGAGUUGCCGAACAAUUUCUCUUCCAUCUCGCCGACAACAAAUAAGAAAGUCAAGAUACCGAUUCAAAACUUGGUACGAAUAGGCACUGACUUCGUUGCCAGCGAUGGCACUAGGGUGAGCCCACAAGAACUUCUGCGCUGUGGAGGUGAAGUCUUGGCUUACAGUGAGUCUAGCACUGCAGACGCUGCUGCUGAAGUAGGUGGAAAAACUGAAAUAACUAAAACUCUUGCUCCACCAGAAAGACCACGAGGACGAGCAAGAACCACAACUUCAUCACCCGUAACCCUCCUACCCCAAACCACCGCGAUACAGCGGGAACGACUCGAGAGAUUGCUUGUUGACGCUGCAACUGGUAAAGACUUUGUGCCGUUUGGAUCCCUCAAACGACUGGGUACGGCAUUCGUAGCUAGAGACGGACGUGCGGUCCCGUUUGAGGAUGUCGUAGCGUUUGGUGGAGAACUUCAGACCACUAAAGACAGUACUACAAGUGGAGUCGGGACUGACAAUGUCGGAGCGGGAGUUGGACAUGGAGAUGGUCCUGCUCAUGUGAUUCGCGUGAAGCCAUCGCGGUCUCGAGAAACCUCGCAGGUUUCACAUCUACUGCCCAUUCCGGAGGAUCUGCCACUAGAAUUUGAGUCGUCUGAGGAUGAUGAGGAACAUCAACAUCCUCCAGAUGAUGAGGAGAAGAGUGAAGAACUCGUCCAAGAACCAUCCUCAAUCCAUCUAGAAGAUGCGCCUCUAUCAGGAACACGAGAUGUCCUUCAAGGUCCCCUCAGUAGAAAUAAGAGCAGAGAAGACAAGAAAAAGAAGAAGACAACAUCGACAUCGAGUACUAAAUCUACUUCAUCCUCGAUUCCAGUUUCGUCUCUGAAACGAGAUGGUACAGACUUCGUCGCAGUUGAUGGCUCAAGGGUGGACCCAAGAGAGCUAUUUCGCUACGGUGGCGAAGUUUUGGAAGUCGAUGGGAAGACUGUGCUCAAGGUUGCUCCUGUGCUAGGAGUUCAGGCCAGCACAGGCGUUCAGCAUCUGCCGGGCGGGGGAAAAAAAGGCGCACAUCAGCCUCCAAAGAUGGACAGCGCAUUCUUCAUAGUUGAUGAUGACACUACCACUAGAAGUAGUGCAAACAGCAAAGGGCCAGCUUCUCCAAUUUCAUCUUCAAAGCUCAAAGUCCGUCCAUUCGCCUUCAGAGCAUUGCAACGUCGAGGUGCUGACUUUGUCGCAAGCGAUGGAAAAUCUCCAGUCUCGGGACGAGACCUGGAGAGGUUUGGCGGGGUAGUCCUAGCCGUUGAUGGAAAGCGGAUUACGGUAUUACCUCGGAUGCUUGAGGCGGAGUUUCAGACUUCUGGCGCGACAACUACUACGCCGUCUACUGGAGAGGAGGGCUCUACUCGUACAGACCUCCUACCGGCUCUCAACCUCAAGACAUCUGCUCUUUCUGAAGCCGCAUUAGUCUUGCCGCAUCUUCGACGACGUUCUAAAACAGGCAUUGACUUCAUAGCCAUUGAUGGAAGCACGGUUCCUGCUGCGUCGUUGUUCAAGUACGGAGGAGAGGUUGUUGACGUUGCUGGUCGCCGCGUCUCUGUUCCACCUCUCAUGACUUCUUCAACUGGUGCGGGAAGAAGCUUUCCUCAAGCGAGUGAAGACGGUACAGGUACUGGCUCUGGUCGUGAAAUUUCCGCUAUGAAUCUGCAGAGGAUCGGCGCUGACUUCGUCCGCCUAGACGGGUCUCGCAUUGCGCCAGCUGAGCUGAUAGCAGUUGGAGGAACUGUUGUUGACGUAGAUGGGCAUCCAGUGCAGAUUUCACCAAGAAAUUUUGGAGUUGAUCAAUCUUCAGACGUGUUAUCUCUGGAUCAACAAAAGGACAGAGAGACCGAGAAGAAACUAUCCGUACUGCGGAGGCUGCAAAGACAAGGCAACGAUUUGGUUUUAGCGGGAAGGGGGCGAUCAGGUGUUGAGACGAAAGAAGCAACUAGUAUUGUUCCCAUACUAGAAGUAGAAGUCCGACGAAAAGGUGGAAGCGUGCUCUUAGACGAUGGUCGCGUAGUCACUUUUGUGACACCUGAGGAAAGGGGCUUGCGUAGGAGUAGAACAGGGUCCUCCUCUAGUGCUUCUAAAGCCUUUGUCAUGGAUGCGGCGGAUCUAGAUGAGCUCUUGGUAGUCAACAAAGAUGUACCUCGAGCACCCAAGACGAAAACAACAUCUAGAAGUACAUUCUUCGUCGACGUAAGUGGAAAACGGAUCCCGACGAAGGAACUCCAAAAAGCCGACUCGCUUGGCGUCGAUUUGCUUUCGCCCACAGGCAGACGGAUCUCUCCCGAGCGGGCUGCACAAGUCGGCGGCCGAGUUCUCGAUGUGAAUGACAAUAUUGUGUCUUUACAGCCUCAAGGGAGUGGAAAAAUAGAGGCCGGAAGCGGUGGAGAUGAUCCCCUAUAUGAUGCACAGACUGGCCGUUUAGUUCCACCACGAACUCUACAGAGAGAUCCAGUAAGCGGGGACUUCGUUGACGAAUAUGGCCGCACGAUCCCACCACGAGUGCUGGCACAGCGUGGAGGCACUGUAUUGGACAUCAGUGGUCGAAACAAGGUGACUCUGAGACCCCGCGAGAACGAAGAAGUGUUUGUUCUGAAGGAUGGGGGGAAAAUACCGAAAAGCAACUUGCAGAGAUGGACAGGAGGUGGAAAGGAAGAAAGCAGAGCAAAAGAAAGAGGAGAAGAAUUACAACAAUCGUCAAGCUCUACUCCUCGUCCCCAGAAGGUGUUGCCACCCUUCAUAGAUGUCCGUGGUCGUCCAGUUUCUAUCGCCUCAGUGGCCGAACGCGGAGGCGAGGUCCUCGAUCGGAAUGGCGCAGCUGUACUCAUCCAACGGGCUGCUAGAUACGACGGCGACUUUGUAACCGUAGAUGGGAAGCUCAUUAGUACCAAAGACUUGGUUUAUGGACUAGAAGAUCACGUAGGAGAAGGAGGGUCGUCUUCAGACAGGGGUAGAUGGCAUCGAGAUAGACCAUCCUCUGCUUCGAGUUCAAGGUCGCAAAAACCUACGGCCGCAUCCCUGAAGCGAUUAGCAACUAAAGGUGGGAAAGUGGAGAUGAAGUUACAACCUCUACUAAAGGCAUCUUCUUCUUCAUCGUCGACAUCUACCACGGUCACGCCAACCUCUCGCCGUCGCAAAAGCCUGGAGACAGCUCCAGUUGAGGUGUUGCACAUCUUGCGAGAGGAAGGCCGCCAGACCUUCGUGGACGCGUCAACAGGAGCUCCGAUAUCUACAAGGGAACUAAAGCGUGACGGAACCGCAUUCGUAGACGCAGAAGGGCAGCCGAUUUCGAGUACGGAGAUUAUACGCAAACUGCAAAAGGGAGGAGCAGGAGAUCGAGCAGGAGUAUCAAUAGCAGGUGGCGCAGGUGGUGGCGUGCAACUUCUUCGUGCGGAUGGGCCAGGAGCUGCCAAAGGAAGUGGUCCGAACAUCAUAACCGUCCAACUCAAUCGGAAAUCGGUUCAACAACAGCCCCCGACGAAUAGCUCUAGUACUGGUGCAACUGCUAUUAAGGCCAGCUUUUAUCCUUAUCCAUCUUUCUCAGCAUCUUACUUGGUACCCUUUUAUUUCCCUUGUAUUCUCAUGAAAUACAAGGUACAAGGGGUCUUUAAGAUGAGGGGGCCGAGAUGCAAUCUAGCAGACUCUAACUCUACUUCUCCUGCUCCUGUAGUACCUUUCACCUCCAAAUCUUGGAACGACGAUGCCAUCUUCACAGAUGUGUUCGGCCGAGCAGUUUCUGUGCGAGACCUUGCGCGCGAACGAAUCGGCUCAUUGACCUAUUUUAUGAGGCCUUUGGACGAAAUUGCUAGGGAAGAUGCUGCUUUGAGCAGUGCGUCCGAAGAUGGUCUUGACCUUGGCGGUAAGGACCCUUCUGCUGCCUCUAGUCCUAGUACUAGAGCUAACAACGAACUGAAACGUCGACGCCGGUCGUCCUUGAUCCAGCAGACUUACGGAGUAGUGGACAUAGCGCGUUUGGAAGACGGUCGGCGGGAUUUAGUCCUCGUAGAAGAGCUGGCGAAAAAUGGAGGCAUUGUUCUGGAUAAGAUGGGAAAGCCUCGAUUGUUAGCAAAGCAGCUGGACUACAUGUUUCAGAAACCGCCUGUUUCGAGUACUAGGAAUGUUGAUAGAGGAACAGGAACAUCAUCUUCAGCAGCAUCAGUAGGACCUUCUAGUGCCAGACUGCAAACACCGAACAUGACUACAAGCAGAAGUACUGGAGGAGGUGGAGGUGGUGGAGUUUCUUCUGCUACAAGAAAUAUUGGAGAAGUCGUGUUUCCACCAACUAUAACUCCCGCUCGUCCUAGGGAUCCCUCAAGGAGUGAGCACACGAUGGAGUAUUCCCUUGCUGGUCGUUCCAAAUUCUUGCCUCCCGGCGCUUACGAACAUCGCACGAUAUCUCCGAUGUACUCCCCUAUGCUCCCAACUGGUGUAUCGUUAGCAGACCUUGACCAGUCUCAACUAGCGCAGAACGACGUGAUCGAUCCUAGCUCUCUUUAAGGCUUCUCCCAAUCCAUCUCGUGGAGCAUCGAUCUUGGAGAGGCUUGUUUUCAAUAGGAAAAAAGUCGCAGGAUGAUCUUCAGGAUGGUUUCGGGUCAGCUCCAAUCUGUACAUCCGAGACGCCCACCCUUCGAUAGGUAUCCAGGUGGUGGGAAGAUCUUUUUGAGAGCGUCGGGAGGCGCUACUUCGUCCCCUACUUCCGCGCAAGUUGGAGAAGAUAAUUUCAACGAAAAGAAGUUCAUUCCUCUUCCAGAACAGCUAUACGUCCGUGACGCACGUGGCAACUUCGCGCGCGUUCCACAGAGGACGUUCAGUCGCCUUAGUGUCAGUGGCAGCUAUGUUGAGGAUCCGGCAGGUGCUUAUGUCCAGAAAAGCGCAUCAUCAGCUGGAACCGGAAGUGGCCCUUCUUCUAAUAGUGUCACGCAGACCUCCUUCUACGCAAGAUUACCAGAAAUCCUCUACUUCAAGAGAGGUGCUCCUGAUGGAAGUUGUAGAGAUCUGACAACUACUUCUGCUACGUCUGCUUUCGAGCCUAUUCCUGACGUAGUAUAUGUCCGUGACGAGAACAAGACUGGGAAAUUUACACCAAUACGUCUCGGUAAAGAAGCGCAGUCUCAUCAAGCAAGCCGCACCGGGAGCAAGUCAAUCACCCCUGCCCCUUUAGCCACAGCGAGCACGACAACUCUCACAGUCGCUCGCCCUCCUGACGGCACUUUCCUACGCGAUGAAAAGACCGAAACGUAUUUUCCAGCACCGAAAGAGAUAUUCUACCGUGAUGCUCAGACAGGGUCAGUCAAAGCAGUUCCGACAGAGACGUUUGCUCGCCAUGAUGAUGGUGUAUUUAGGAGAGAUGUUUGCGGUCCUUACACCAGAGCAAAUAAUAACACAACAUCCACAUCAUCUUCCAACUACUUUCACAAGCUUCCAGACACCUUGUUUUACAAGAAGCGUGGGGCAUCAGGUGUCGAGUACUUUGAGGAAUUACCGUGGACAUUCUACAAACGUAAAGCAGAUGGAAACUAUGUUCCGGAAGCACGUCGGAGAAAAGAUCCAGUUGCAGCUAGCGCUUCAUCGGGUAACGCUCGAACUUCCAGAAGUAGCAUGCUGCAACCAGCAGGGUCUUUUUCAAGUAGUACAACUAGGUUGCAGACUGUCGAAGAACAAGCAGCUGAAAUCGAUGCUGAACAAGACAGUCUCAACAUUGUGAAACGCGACCAAGGGAUUGGAAGCGCUCCUCGAGCUGUGCACCCAGCCGCAGCAGCCACUCCAUCGGUGGGAGUCUCCUUCUCCCUACAAGAUCAGCCACAGCGCAGCGCCUCUUCAUCUUCCUCUCUGUUGAUACAACAACAACCACCUCCACUAGUACUACCGUUCGUGCAAUCUGUACCACCUCCUAAUGCCUACACUAGGAAUCGGGAUGGGACGUAUAGUCGGCUUCCGGAUGAUAGAUACGUCAAAACGUCGGAGGACGAUGGACACUUCGAGAAAAUCACUCCUGAGAAGCUAAUAUCGUUGUCGACUCCACCGUCUGGUUCUGACAGCAAGAGCAAUUUGAAAAUAACCGGUAGUAUCUUCUUCCCAAUCUCCACCGCUUCAGCUGUCGAUGUCUUUGCCAAGAGCAAGAACGGCAGCUUCUUGCGUAUCCCUGAUGACACCUACUCUCGCAGUGCUUCUGGAGGUGGUGGCUUCGUCAGAAACGCAUCCACACGUGUGUGGAAAAACCCUAGCCGAAAACAAAUCCAAGAAGUGCCUUCUGCGUCAACCUCCAUAGUGGUCGAUCUGGACGAAGCAGAGUUCUUGUUGCCAGCAAUGCUAGAAGACAACGAUGCAAAAGAAAACACGAAGAUUGUCGUUGUCAAUGAAGAACGAGACGUUGAUGCUCCUGUAGUUGAUCCUGUUGUAAAAACAAGAACUAGCAAGGUGGACAAGGAGAACGAGCAUCAAUCACAAUCUCAACCUUCUUCCUCUUCAAGAUCCCCAUCGGCCUCUCGCACACCACGUUCUCGUGAGCAAAAGAGACGGAUGGAUCGCAUGCUUAGGGAAAAAUCUUCAACCCUCGACGAACUAAUGGGUGGUGGAACAAAUACCUGCUCUAGUUUCGCCAGUACUAGCGACGCUGACUCCUUCGUCGAAGGUUUGAUGUACAACGUAGCUAGUGCGAAGAGCACAGUUUUGAAACGAGGUGGGAGUGGAGGCAUAACUUCUAAAAGGGGAACAUCAAGAGAUACAGCAGGUCAACAAAACAACAGGCAAUCCGUAGUAGAGGAUGACCUUGAUGUAGCCGAUUGGUUAUCGGACACAGCUAGUUCGGUAGCUUCUUCGGGUGCAGGUGCUUCGACUAGGAGACGGAGUAGAACCAAGAACUUACUGAAGAACAAGGACCAGACACCAGCAACGUCUUCGAAGAACGAUAUUGAAGAAGCACCAGCAGGACCCAGUAAACCCAACAGGAGUUCUAGCCGUCCUCUCUCUGGGGUAUCUUCAUCUAGUUCCCAAAUAGUCUGUGGAGGUGGUACGUUUGCAGGCUCACUACAAAGGCUAGAGAAAGCUGUGGACGCUCUCCGGUCGAUGAAACGGGCAGAAGCAUCAAGUUCUGUACAACUACGACAUGGGCAAAAGCCGUCGAAGGGGACGAGUGAGCAAGUGGAAAAUGAGUUUUAUGAAGUGAUGAGAACUUAUAUAUUUAUUAGUGUGUGAUGUUAAUGACUUACUAAUGAAAGCGGCUACAAUCUAAACAAUUCAUCACUCUUCUUACUAGCUUGGAGCGUCCGGCAACAUCCCUCCCACUAGGAUCCCCCUCCUCCCCAAAAUAAGAAACUAAGCACGGCAAAGAUGUAAACGAUACGCGUUUUCAAAUUUCGAAAAUUUUCCACGUUUUGCCUUCGUUUGGGGAUUGAAUCUCGUGCGUUUGAAGUGCUAAGGUCCCAAAGCUUUUCGACUGUAAGGCCUUACUAUUCCCUGCAAUUCAAUUUCUUGGAUUUGCAUUCUUCAAAUUUCGAAAAUUUUCCACAUUUUGCCGCCGUUUUGGGGUUGAAUUUUGUGCGUUUGAAGCGCUAAAGCCGCAAAAUUUUUGAUUUUAAGCCCUUUCCUUGGAAUUCAAUUUCUUGGGUUUGCAUUUUUUAAAUUUCGAAAAUUUUGCGCAUUUUGUUGCCGUUUUGGGAUUGAAUUCUGUACGUUUGAAGUGCUAAAGGCCCAAAAUUUUCAUGACUUGCGUUUCUACUUCAUCUGAGACAGCGGAAAUUUCUCAGUAGGACUAACUGGAGGACUUUUCUCCCUAGCUUAGAACUAGUUGAGACUGCGAUAGUAAUAGAAAAAGGCACUCGAAGGGCUGUUCCUGGACUCUCCUCCGCGAAACCAGUCUCCGGCGUUUCUGAGACCACGGGACUGAAAAAGUCUCAUACCCGCCGCGGACUUCAGGACUCUUAGACUGCUGAGUCCUGAGGUCCGCCGCGGACCCCAGAAAUCUCAAAGGCCCCUGUGCCUGUGGAGAACCCGUCUCAGGCAUUUUUGGGACUCAAAAAUGCCUCCAUGGGACUCAAAAAUGCCUCAUGUCCGCCGCGGACCUCAGAAAUCUCAUCGCGGCCCUCUGUGAGGAACCAGUCUCAGGCGUUUUUGAGUCAUGGGACUCAAAAAUGCCUCAUGUCCGCCGCGGACCUCAGGAUUCUGAGACUGCUCAAAAUCCUGAGGUCCGCGGCGGACCUCAGGGGUUUUCCCUGUCCUCGGACAGACCGAGUCGACCCUACUGGGCCUGUCUGAGGACAGGAAAAACCCCUGAGGUCCGCCGCGGGCCUCAGGAUUCUGAGCAGUCUCAGAGUCCUGAGGUCCGCGGCGGACAUGAGGCUUUUCUGAGUGUUGUGGACUCAAAAAUGCUUGAGACUGGUUCUUCUCAAGGGCCUUUGAGAUUCCUGAGAUCCGCCGCGGACCUCAAAACUGUGAGACUGCUUAUAGCCCUGAGGUUCGCCGCCGCCGCGGGCAUGGGUGUCUGCUACGCCAUUUUCUGUUGGGGCUCUGGGGUGAUGAGUGUUUUUUUAGGAGCUUGAGAUGGAGUUAUUGCGGGUGGUGGAGGCGAGCGCCAACGAUCUGGCAGUUGGGGAGGGCGCUCCUUGGCCGAUUCUUGUGGAAUCUAAUCACAGGUUGUCCCUCUGAGUUGCUGAGGGGUUAACCUGGUGCCCCCUCUAGAAAUAGCCCAGUCCUAUGCACUGGGAAGCUUCCGCUGAAUUGAGAUGCAUUUCCACUAGUCAUGAAAAUUUUCGAUUUUAUUUAAGCCCUUUCCCUGAGAUUCAAUCCCUUGGCUUCAGGUUUUUUAAUUUCGAUAAUUUUCCACGUUUUUCGUCGUUUUGAGAUUGGCUCUCGUUAGUUUGAAGUGUUAAGAUCCCAAAGUUUUUGACUUUGAGCCCUUUCCCUGAAAUUCAAUCCCAUGGCUUCGCGGUUUCAUCUUCAUGGUUUUCCUGGUUCCCUGGUUUCGUGGUUGGUUUCGUGGGUUCAUGGGUUUGGGGUUUGUUUGUUUUUGUGUCGGAGGUUGUGGGUUUGCGUGUUGGAGGUUGAGGCUUCGGAGGGGAAGCGUUUGCAAAGUUUUACUGCUCUUAGUACUAGCUUGGGGCGUCCGAUAACAUCCCUCCCACUAGGAUCCCCGUCCUCCCCAAAGGAAAGAAACUUCCUAAGCACGGCAAAGGUGUAAGCGGUGCGCGUUUUUCAAAUAAUUUCGAAAAUUUUCCACGUUUUGCCAUCGUUUGAGGAUUGAAUCUCGUGCGUUUGAAGUGGGUGCUAAGAUCCCAAAGCGUUUCGAUUUUAUGCCCUUCCCCUGAGAUUCAAUUUCUUGGAUUUGCACCUUUCAAAUUUCGAAAAUUUUCCACGUUUUGUCGUCGUUUUGGGGUUGGGUUUUGUGCGUUUGAAGCGCUAAAGCCCCAAAGCUUUUGACUUUAAGCCCUUUCCCUGAGGUUCAACCUCUUGGGUUUGCAUUUUUCAAAUUUCAAAAAUUUUCCACAUUUUGUCGCCGUUAUUUUGGGACUGAAUCUCGUGAGUUUGAAGCGCUAAGAUCCCAAAACUUUUGACUUUCAGCCCUUUCCCUGGCAUUCAAUUCCAUGGCUUCGUGGUUUCACGGUUUCACCUCACGGCUUCGUGGUUUCCUGGGUUCGUGGGUUCAUGGGUUCUGGGGUUUUGGGUUUGUUUGUUUUUGUUUCGGAGGUUGUGGGUUUGGGUGUUCAAGGUUGAGGCUUCCGAAGGGAAGUGUUUGCAAAGUUUUACUGCUCUUAAUAUUAGUGUGUGAUGUAGAUGCUGACGCAGCUGUCGAACUACACCAGCAGAAGAUAUUUCGUAAGUUGUAUAGGAUAUAUCCUCUCCUUAUCAGCUACGACUACAACUUGCUAGGAAGUGGAAAUUUGUUUUUCAUCAAGCGAAACAAAUUAUCUUCUACUUCCUGCUGCAGUUGGUGCUCGACGUGCAGUAAGAUCGUCUCAAAAUCAGGGACAACAGCGGACACCUUUUAAACGUAAACCACACUAAGUUUAUACCAGUAAAGCUACUAGCUUGGAGCGCCCGAUAACAUCCCUCCCACUAGGGUCCCCCUCCUCCCCAAUAAAGUAAGAAACUAAGCACGGCAAAGAUGUAAGCGAUAUGCUUCCUCAAAUUUCGAAAAUUUUCCACGUUUUGCCAUCGUUUGGGGAUUGGGUCUCGUGCGUUUGAAGUCAAGGGCUAAGAUCCCAAAACUUUUUGACUUUCAGCCCUUUCGCUGAAAUUUAAUGCCUUGGCUUCGCGUUUUUCAAAUUUCGAAAAUUCUCCCCGUUUUGUUGUCGUUUUGGGAUUGAGUUUUGUGCGUUUGAAGCGCUAAAGCCCCUAAAUUUUUGACUUUCACCCCUUUCCCUGAGAUUCAGCCUCUUGGAUUUGCAUUUUUCCAAUUUCGAAAAUUUUCCACAUUUUGUCGCCGUUUUGGGAUUGAAUUCCGUGCGUUUGAAGUGCUAAGACUCCAAAGCUUUUGACUUCAAGCCCUUUCCCUGGGAUUCAAUCUCUUGGCUUCGCGUUUUUCCAAUUUCGAUAAUUUUCCACGUUUUUCGUCGUUUUGGGAGUGAAUCCCGUGAGUUUGAAGCGCUAAGAUCCCAAAAUUUUUGAUUUUAAGCCCUUUCCCCCGAAAUUCAAUGCCUUGGCUAUGGCUUCGCGUUUUUCAAAUUUCGAAAACUUUCCACAUUUUGUCGCCGUUUUGGGGUUGAGUCUCUUGAGCUUGAAGCGUUAAGAUCCCAAAAUUUUUGAUUUUAGGCCCUUUCCCUGAGGUUCAAUCUCUUGGCUUCGCGUUUUUCAAAUUUCGAAAGUUUUCCACCUUUUUCGUCAUUUUGAGAGUAAGUCCGGUGAUUUUGAAGGGCUAAGAUCCCAAAAUUUUUGAUUUUAGGCCAUUUCUCUGCGAUUUAAUUCCUUGGAUUCGCGCUCUUCAAAUUUCGAAAAUUUUCCACGUUUUGUCGUCGUUUUGAGAUUGAGUCUCGUGAGUUUGAAGCGUUAAGAUCCUAAAAUUUUUGACUUGAAGCCCUCUCCCCCGAAAUUCAAUUCCAUGGCUUCGUGGUUUCUUGGUUUCGUGGGUUCGUGGGUUCAUGGGUUCAUGGGUUUGGGGUUUGUUUGUUUUUGUGUCGGAGGUUUUGGGUUCGGGUGUUGGAGGUUUUGGGUUUGGGUGUUCUUGGAGGUUGAGGUUUCCGAAGGGAAGUGUUUGCUAAGUUUUAUUGCUCUUAAUAUUUCGUAUAAGUUGUAAAGGAUAUAUCCUCUCCUUAUCAGCUACAACUACAACUUACUAGGAAAUGGAAAUUUGUUUUUCAUCAAGCGAAACAAAUUAUCUUCUACUUCCUGCUGCAGUUGAUGCUCGACGUGCAGUAAGAUCGUCUCAAAAUCAGGGACAACAACGGACACCUUUUAAACGUAAACCACACUAAGUUAAUACUAGUAAAGCUAUUAUAGAAAGCGAAAGCCUGCGACUACUGCUAGGCAGCCUGCUAGGCUCUUCUAACAUUAGGAGUAGGUUAAAGGUGCUUCUCUUACCGCUUUUUAUGCUUCUCCUAAGGGAGAAGAGCAUAACAAGCGGGGUAAGCGAGCACCAAAAGCCUACCUCUAAUAACACUCCCACAUGCGCGCGAGCGAUGAGUCCUUUUUCGAUCCCUUUUCGGAGUACAAAGGCACAGUCGAUGAGACGACGGAAAAGAGGGCAGCUAUGGACUUAGCCGCAGAGAAUUCGCCUUUGUCCCAGCUAUUGAAAGAAACGAAGCAAGAACGUACUCGUUUUUUGAUGUAGAAGAACUAACGUACUACGUGGAUUAGGAAGCUCAUAUUAUAAUCAAUGUUGAUGAAGAAGAUGUUGUUGUGUUUGAAGAUGAAUUGAAUCAUUAAGAUAGUAAUUGUUCCACGAAAGCUAAUAAGACCUCUUAUUUACUACUCGCAACGGUAGAGCACAGAGGUGCCAUGACAUGACAUAACUGUCCCAGUAUCAUCUUCCAUUUAGUUCCCGCCUAGGGACUGGUCUCAGCGUUGAUUUGGCAGGUCAAAUCGGAGACAUCAAACGCCGAGACCUCUCCCUUUCUGUGUCACUGUUUUGAAUCUACUCGACACUGACUCCAAGAAAUACAUCCAUUCACUCCUUCAGCAGUCUCCUCCAUCCGUCCGGAUCUUGGCACGACCUCCCGUCCUAGACCAGCUGCACGUGGUGGAGAUAGGCCUGCUGAGAACUACACCUCCACCAGCCCUUUGAGCAAACUCUUGACCCUUGACAACGCUCAAGUCGCGAGAAGUUCAGUCCAGAUACUCAGCUAUCCGGAUAGACAACGGGGUGUCGAGUGGUCUGGUCACCCACAUCCUCCAUCUACUUCAAGUAUAAAACCAACACCAGCAAUUGUUCACACUAGUCAACAUCUCCAGCAGCACAGCAGUAACCUGAGUUCCCUCACUGACGCUCCACCGAGCGUCCGCGACACCGUCCUGCCGCAGCUCCGGCAGCAAGUCCUAGAAGCCGAGGGCUUGUCGGAGGAUAUAAGAACGCAGUUGUUGGACAUAUUUAGACCGCCAGAACAGUUGCACAGUACUAAACCGAGCGCGAGUGCUGGAGCUGCGACCACGAGAAACAUUGGAAUUGGUGGUGUAGCGUCUCCACCUAGUACUACAGGAACAGGAGGAGGUGCCUUUGGAGGAACCAGAGGACGCUCUUCCUUUGGGAGAGGACCUUUUUCCUGAACCAGUCUGCGUGUUUCUCCUUAUAUUCUUUUGCACUACACGGGCAAGAAUUACAACCGACGACACGGAGAAAGAGAACAACGGAGAUUCGUUCACAGCAACACAAACAACUAGAAACUGAUCUCGUUAUUCAAUGAGUACUUGACCUACUUGCUUGAUCAGAAAACCUUAUGAUCUUCGACAUUUGCCUUGUUUGUUUCCACUCGAAAAAGUGUCGUGAGAAUGUCAAUAGUACCCGUUCAAGCAAAUAAGUGUGGCGAAAACCUUACAAGAACGAAGUGGAAAUGGUUUAUAUAAGAUAGAAGUUCUUGAACUUGAAACCUGAAGUGCAUAUAUGAUAUAUCAGUGAAGAAAGUGUGGCUUCGAUGACGCCAUGAGCAAUUACUUUCAGACAUCCUUGAGAAUGACGACGAAAGUCAUCUUUCAUGGGAAGAUUCCUACGUAUACCCAAAUGAUGAAAAGCGUGUCCUCUAGGAGGACAGAUUGAAGUAACAGCAAGAUGCACAUUUCAAAUUCAAAGGCAUGAAGAUUCCAGUAAAAGAUAUCGGUACACUCGGUUCCAUCGGCUAGUAGUUUGCCACGACUGAACUCAUCGGUUGCUGAAAUUGCCAAGAGAAUAAAAAACUUGCAUAUGAAUAUUAUACCCUACACCCAAGCCCUAAAAAGCCCUAAUUUCACUCAGUAUCCGUAAAAACUCGGUCAUUUUCAGUAGUUGUAGUUACUCGCUUAUUUCACCAGUUUGUCGAAUGUCUAAGGACCGUAAUCCUCCUCAAGAAUUCUCUUUGAAGAAUUGCUGUAUUUAUUUUACAGUAAAUCUAAAUUAAACGAGGAGUCCCAUGCUUUUCUUUCUUGCUUCUAUCUUUGACUGCCAGUGUUCCACCCUAAAAAUAAGGCUGCCGCCUAUAAAUUCUCCCCGUCUGUCACUUUCGUGGUUCUGUGUUACUCUCCUUCCUUGCGCGUAUGUGUGGUUGAGGCUUGCGACUGGUUUGAGCGAAUUCUAUCUGUGAGUAAUGCAUCUGGGAGAGCAACAAUGAAGAAGAG
Messenger RNA from Amoebophrya sp. A25, 22016 nucleotides. Lineage: Eukaryota; Dinophyceae; Syndiniales; Amoebophryaceae. The record is from the annotation of a GenBank genome assembly.